AUCACAUUGCUGACAACGGAAUAAACGUAGAAAUAUUUUAACAUAGUUAAUGAUAGUUUGCACAUAUUUAUUUUGUCGUAAUAUUUUGUGGGACGACAGGUUAGUACAACGGUUGGCUGUCAGUUUUAAAUCCGGACAGCUACGGUAUAGAAACAGUGAUUAUAAAUGUAAAAGUCGUCAAACAGAGUCGCCGGCUUGGUAAAGAUAAUGGCUUACUAUCCUGGACAGUUCGGGCAUUAUGCAACGUACAACCCACAACAACAACAAGGUAACUUUCAACAGUACAGCAACUACAAUUCUGCUCAUCCAAGCCAAAACACAAAUGUGGCUCACACAACUGCAACCAAUACAGCAUAUGGAUUCAACAACAAUACCAGUGGGGUGGCAUCAGUAAGUCAGUCAUCAUCGCAAGCAAGUGAAACACAGAGCUAUGGUUACACUUACACCAACCCAGCAACCACUACAACUAAUUCAAGCAAUCCUACUCUACAUGGACUUAGUAAUUUGUGGUACAAUCCCACCACUAGUACUUCUGCUCCGACAGCUAUGACGCAAAAUAACCGAACAGCACAGCAACAAGUAGUUAACUACCAGGCACAAAUGGCCCAGUUUUACCAACAUCAGGCAAACUUUAAUGCAGCAACAGCAACUUUCUGCUUCAGCUGCACAGAGCAUGGUUGGCAACCAAUUCAAAGCAGCGGCUGCCGCCACAAAGUCGGACGUGAAACAGACAACUUCAAUUUCAAACCAACCACAAAUUACAAAUUGGAAUAAUUACAACCCAUUCCUGCAACAGCAACAACAGUUGCAACACAAACCACAAGAAUAUACAAACUACCAGAAGCAGGUGAAUGCUAAAGAAGAAAGUCCUGGACAGAGUGGAGUUCUCCCAACCAGCCAAGCUCAGCCAACAUAUAGAGCACAGCCGAACAAUUAUCAACAACCGAAUAAUAUAAAAAAUGGAUAUAUUGCUGGCGGUGAUUUUAACUGGGGUGGACAACAAGCUACAACAAUGCAACAACAACCACAAAUCUUCACUCAACAACAACAACAGCAACAACAACAAAGAUUGCAGUAUCAACAACAGUUGCAACAAUAUCAGACUUUUCAACAGCAAAUGGCCGUUAACCAAAGAGGGGUUGCCAAUCCAGCUGAAGGGAGCCGAGCUUUUGGGGCCAAAGCCAACUCCAACUAUGGGACCGAGGGCUGGGGUGCGCAACAGGGUAACCCCCAGCAGCAAAUGGGUAACUGGAACUAUGGGGCUCAAAACAACUGGGGUCGUGAUGGGGGUUGGGGUGACUGGAAUGGCCCCCGUAAUUCACCCCGCAGGGCGGAGGAUGGACCCCAUAUUCCACCCUUUCCCGAGGCGUGGCAAACUGAUGGUGUUCGACCCCCACAGCCGGGUUCAAUGCAAGAGGGGAGCUGGGAUGAUAGGAAUCGGGGUUCAUGGGGUGGAGGGAAUAACUGGCAACAGCAAGGAUACGAUCAAAGUGGUGGAAACAGAAUCACAGGAAAUAAUACCCGAUACCAGAGAGAUGAGAAAGGAAAUAAUCGAUACAGUCCAAACUCACGCCAACCAAGAGGGGGAAAAACUGAGAGGGAACUUUGGUCUCCUGCUGAUUCAAAGAAAAUGGAUAUAAAGUUGGGUCAGGCGAAUGAAAUUAAGACGUUCCUUUAUGCCUGGAUGGGUGUUCGGCAUCUACGUCCAGUGUAUGAUGUACAGUCGAUUGGUGAAAGGCCUGAGCAGACCUUCAGAUGCGAGUUACGGGUGAAUAACUAUAAGUUUGUGGGGGUGGGUGAAGCUGAGAGUAAAAAGGAAGCGCAAACCGAAGCAGCGUGGAACUUUGCGGACUACCUGGUUAAACAGGGAGAUUUACUUGCUGAAGAACUUCCACCCAGAACUAAAUUUAGUGAAGAUUCCAACCCAGAUAUUGAAUUGGAAAAAGAAGAGGAAGAAGAGAAACCAAAGGAGAAAUACAACAAAAAUUUGAACCAGCGUCCAAGAAGAGGAAACUAUGGAUCGAAUAAAUCUUCACUUCAUCAUAACAACAUCCCUCAUAUGAUGGGGAUACUUAACCCACCAACCAUGAACAUGCCGCCACCCCACUAUUUAUUCGAGCGUGAUAUGUGGCCCCAACCUCACCCCAAUCACCGUGGGGGUCCAUGGAUGGAUGGGCCCCCUGCUUGGAGGGGUGGGGGUCGGAACAGGGGGGGUCGGGGAUGGAAUUCGUACCAGAAUGAAUACUGGAGGAGAAGGGAUAUGGAGGAACAAUGGAUGGAGGAAAUGCACAGCGAAUUUCAACAUCCAGAAGACAUCUUUAUCAGUAGGAUGAUAAUGAACCAACAGGAAGCAACGGGGUACGGUGGAAUGAUCGAGGGAAGGCAGGAUUGGAAUUACGGACCAUCGCGGAUUCGAAACACGGUCACGCUAGAUGAUCGACAUGUGAUGGCGAAGCAUGCCUCAAUUUAUCCUCGUGAGGAAGAACUAAGGUCCGUACAUCAGAUCGUAACCAUCGCUGAGCGAUCUUUGAAAGCUCUAUCGGAUAAAUUUGUAGAUGAGGAUCAUCCUGUAGAGAAGACACCUGAGGAGUUGGAGGAGGAAAAAGAGGAGGAAGAGGAGGGAGGAGAGAAAAAAGGAGAAGAUGAUGACAAGAUGGAGAAAAAGGCAAAGAUUCAAAUAUUAAAACGUCCAAAGAAGCGAGCCAAGCGUGUCCCUGACCUUCGACCCCGAGUUCUAAGUGCGGUGAACCGCGUCGGCCCCUUAGCGAAGGGGUUACUUAUCCAUAACGAUGAUACGGUUGACUUGGUUUUGUUGUGUGGGGACAUUCCAAAUAAGGACCUUCUACAUCGAGUAAUGGAAAAUUUACCAGAACAAAUAAGAAAGAUCGACGAUACCAUUAAGUUUGAACUCAUAGAAGAAGAAGCUGGAUUUAAAAUUGUUGCAGAUUUUGAUGUCAAAGUCGAGUUGUCGGUCACUCUCACUUCUACUGAGAUCACUUUAAAGAAAGAAUUAAAACCAAAAGAAGUUGAAACACCAGCUUCAGAUAAAAAUGAUAAUGAAGCAGAAAAAGAAGAAGAAUCUGCGAUUAAGGAAGAGAAAGUUUCACCAGAAGAAAAUGCAGAAGAUUUGAGCGCGUUGGGUAAUUUACUUCUUUCUUCGUGUCUGUCAGAUGAAUCGCAUGAUGAGAUAUCGGGAAAUCUACCCAAGCACCUUUUGCUCGGUGCUCUGGCUCGGCUGCGUCACGCUAAGUGGUUUCAGGCACGUGCCAGCCAGCAAGAUUCCUGUGUUGUCAUUACAAGGAUUUUAAGAGAUCUACAAAAAAGAGACAAAGUUUGGGGCGCGCUGUCUAGCUGGGCACUUGAAAACCUUGUUUAUAUAGCUCUGUCCAGCUCGACAGAGCACAUGAGCCCUGGCGACGCAUUCCGAAGAUUUUUUGAAGUGGUUUCUGGUGGUAUCUUGUUACCUGAUCGACCUGGCCUACAAGAUCCAUGUGAAAAAGAACCAAUUGAUAUCCUUGAUUGCUGUACUGACCAGCAACUUGAUGAUGUCACUAAAUCCGCGCAAAACUUCCUUCUUAAGAUUGCUUUCCGUGAAGUGCAUAAGGUUCUCGGAAUGGAUCGUGUCAACUCCAUGCAUCGUCACCCCAACUCUUUCCCCCAUCCCCAUGCAACAACUGCAGAAGAUGAGGUUGCUCAGCAGAGGAAAAGAAGAUUUGAAGCGAAUACAUCUGACGCGACAGCUGAGAGUCCCAAGAGGUCGCUAACAGAUGAGGAAGAUACCGACACGCAACAAAACCUGGCCGAUCUUACAAUCUCCGAGACCGAGGUUUGUAAAGAGAAUAAUCCAACCUCUGGGCCCCAAGAGGAUAAACCUGGGGUGGAGGAGCCAAUAGAACCAGAGUCUAAGCUUCCUGAUCUGGAGACAGCGCCUCCUGAGCCAGAGAAAGAUUCUCAGGAGGAAAAGAAAGAAGCAGAAGAGCAAAAAUCUGGAUCUGAGGAUACUAACAAUGAAACAGUCGAACUUUGCAAGGAAGACGACGGUAAAACAGAUACAACCACGGCCAACAUAGAAAUAUCAACUCCAACAACGAUGGAAUCUCAAUCCUGAGCUGCUACAAAUAAAACCAACUAAAAAUAAACUAAAUUUUGAUUGUGAAUCACCAAUUACGAAAUUCAACGCUCGUUAUUUAUGCUCCAUGGUGCGUGCGUUGUUUUUCACGACCGUAAUCGUCGAGUAAUUCUCUUGUAAUGCAGUGUAUUCGUGUAAAUAUAUCUAUAGUCGGGUGGCUGCACUACGCAGUGUUCAAUUAAUUGAAAUCCAUCAACUUACAACAAACAUGAACUUUCGAGUUACUCGCUGCGUUAAUAACAAUGCGAAAAUAAAUAUUAGGCCGUUGUA
Molecule: messenger RNA, 4399 nt
Organism: Ciona intestinalis (vase tunicate)
Lineage: Eukaryota; Metazoa; Chordata; Ascidiacea; Phlebobranchia; Cionidae
Source: RefSeq, a predicted model, not a curated record